This is a messenger RNA of Haemonchus placei, 1872 nucleotides long. NCBI's taxonomy places the organism in Eukaryota, Metazoa, Nematoda, Chromadorea, Rhabditida, Trichostrongylidae. The record is from the annotation of a GenBank genome assembly.
AUGGAGCCACACUGUGUUCCAGGCAAGAAGUGUGAAGUCUGCAAGAAGAAAUGUUCGGGUGAUGUGCUGAAGGCAAAUGACAAAUACUUUCAUAUUCAAUGCUUCCAAUGUAAACAAUGUUCUCGACCUCUUGGCGAGUCGGGCUUCUACACAGCUGCCGAUGGUUCGUACCUCUGCCCAGAAGACUACCGAGCUAUUGGUCGUGGAACUACAACACGUCAGACGACGUUAUCUAAAACGCCAGAUGUUGAUUCGAGACCGGCGGCAGUUAAUGGCGAGCAAACCAUUAACAACGUCAAAGAAUCCGAGGAACUUUCACCGUUAGGAUCGCCAUCUGCAGACUGUGCGGCAUGUGAUCAGCCGCUCCAUUCUGGCCAAGUCCUGCUUGCACUUGGGCUAUCAUGGCACGUAUACUGCUUCAAGUGCAGUGAAUGUGGUGCAGUGUUACAUGGAGAGUAUAUGUCACAUGAUGGUAAACCGCUUUGCCUUCGAGACUAUAACGAGCGACAUGGUGUGAAAUGUUAUGAAUGCCAUAAAUUCAUUGCUGGCAAAGUGUUGCAGGCCGGAGGCUAUAAGUUCCACCCGACGUGCGCAAGGUGUUCUCGAUGUGGACUACAUUUUGGGGAUGGUGAAGAAAUGUAUAUGCAAGGGGACGAAAUCUGGCAUCCAUCAUGUGAGCACUCUCGAACCACGGAAAAUAUUGCUCCGACGGCAAAGAGCGCAUCGUUGUCUUCUCGAAACGAGCCGAAGUAUCAGUCAGCUUUUGGACAGCACCUUACUUACAUGUAUCUGCUGCCUGAAGCGGAGCAGACGUAUCUGCGUCAUCCGAUAACAAAUCCGAAAGAACCGAAUGCACCGCAAUUCCAUGUGCCUCUAGGUCCAAUUAAGAUUCGUAAAUCUCGUCUUUCUAUGCUCAAAACGGGAAUGCAGCGUCUAACGGAAGAUCUGGAGAAAAAUGUGCCACGACCGAAGUCUCCUCAUAUGGAUAACGAGGAACCGAUCGAAAUGGCACAUUAUCCUGCUGGUCAUGCGCCGGAUCCAGACAAGCUUCCCGCUAUUGAGCGAGACGAUUUUCCAGCUCCUCCUUAUCCAUAUGCUGUAGAAGAAUUGAAGCGACGAUUGUCAACAUCUUCAAUAGAGAACGAAAUAUCCGAUGACGAGUUAUCUGAGAGUGAGAGAAUUGAUGAGGACAAGCUCAAGAAGACUGUUGAGCAACUGGAAAAAUUCGAUGAUUCGUCGAUUGCACAUGUUAUUAAGCAAAAUAUUGAGGAAAGCCAUAAGAAACAGAGACUGCCUCUUCAUUGGGAUCCUCGUAAUGCUAGUCGCACACCUUCUGCUAAGAAAAUGCCACAUUUGCGUUUUCGUUAUGAUGUUCCAAUCAAUGCUUCACCUUCUCGUCAUCUCAACCGUCCGAGACCAUGGGUUGCUUGGCAGGGUGGUGAGCGAGCUCAAGGAAAUACACUGCCAUGUUUCCAUGUGCCAGAGAGCAGAGGCAGCACUAUGCGAGCAGCAACACUUCCGACCGGGUACAACUACGGGACACUUUCUAUGGAGAAUUUAGAUACUACUAUCAGCAGCCAGUACUCAGAUCAUUCGCUAGCGGGCACAAUGGGCGGUAUGCGAACUGUUGGAGAAAUGCGCCACACUCUGCGCUCUUCUCUUCCUGAUAUGAGUAAACCAGCAAAAAUCUACGAUUUGGCUGAUCUUCAGACGACAAACAAAAAGCUACCAGAAGACGUUGAUAGGCAACAUUUGGAACGACAUUUGGCUCGUGAUGAGUUUGAGAGACUAUUUGGUAUGAGUCCGAUCGAGUUUUACAAACUGCCUGAAUGGAAGCGUAUCAAUUUGAAACGCAAGCACAAGCUUUUCUAG